Molecule: messenger RNA, 1502 nt
Organism: Hypoxylon trugodes
Lineage: Eukaryota; Fungi; Ascomycota; Sordariomycetes; Xylariales; Hypoxylaceae
Exons: 2
Coding region: 1-1431 (476 amino acids)
Molecular function (GO): FAD binding
Source: RefSeq, a predicted model, not a curated record
AUGAGCACUACAGAAGCUAUUGCGGCCUUGCAGGAGGCGUUCUCCCGGAUUCUUUUACCAGGUACCGAGCUCUACAACGAACGAAAUAAAUCGUACCUAGCUACCCAGGAAAGUGAAUUAGAACCUUUAUGCAUUUUUCAGCCUGUUAAUGCCGAAGAUGUAUGCCUCUUUCUCCGAAUAAUCAAGCCAUUCGCUUUGGGGGGCGAAAUUGCAUUCGCUAUCCGGGGUGCCGGAAACAUGCCCUUGCCUGGAUGCGCUAAUAUCCAUGGCGGUAUUACGCUAGACUUGGGGCUUUUAAAUUCUGUUGAGCUGAAGGAUAAUGUUGUUUCUAUCGGGGCUGGUGCUCUUUGGGGUACUGUAGAUAUGACGUUAGAGAAGGCGGGCCUGGCUGUUGCAGGUGGUCGAAGUGGAACAAGUGGAAUUGGUGGAUUGGCAUUAGCAGGCGGCCUUUCUGUAUUUUCCUCCCGGGAGGGUUUCAUAUGCGACAACAUUCUUAACUUCGAAGUUGUUCUCGCUUCUGGGAGUGUGGUAAAUGCCAACGCUCACGAGAAUAAGGACCUAUGGAUUGCCCUGAAGGGCGGUUCAAACAACUUCGGUGUCGUUACUCGAUUUGAUAUGCCUACCUUCAAACAGGGUCGUUUUUGGGGCGGCAACGUCCUUUAUUUCCCCGGGAAUUUUCCUGGUCAGAUCGAAGCCCUUGUCGCAGAAGUCCAGAAGCCAGAUGCAGACCCCAAUACUCACCUCAUGAUCAGUAUUGGAUAUUCAUCCUCUAUGGGUGGUAAUAUGUGUAUGAACACAGUUUACUAUACACAGGACGUUGAGAACCCAGCCGUUCUAGAGCCAUUCACGGGUAUCCAACCGCAGGUGAAACAGCCAGGCAUACCUAAGCCAUUAAGUCUUACCAUGAUGGCUUCGAGUCAGGCAGCUGGUGUCUCAAAUCAAACUCGGUGUGUUUAUAUGAACAUGACGGUCAGGGCUGAUAAAACUACACUACAAGCAGCUUGCGACAUCUACACAGCGGCCAUAGUUCCUCUUCAAUCAUGUGAAGGGUUAACUAGUUCGCUGACCUUCCAGCCUUACCCGGUCUCUCUAUUACAGCAGUCGGUUGCGAAAGGUGGGAAUUCUCUAGGUCUAGACUCCUCGGGCGGGCCGGUGAUAUCAGUCCUCUUAUUGAAUUAUUGGAAGAAUAAGAGCGACGAUGGGCGAAUUCGCUCGGUGAUGAAAGGGGUUUUGGAAUCAAUCCGCGCAAUGGCCAAAGAGAAUAAAACGGCAUUAGAAUUCGUUUAUCUGAAUUAUGCCGCAGACUUUCAGGAUCCGAGUGCUUCCUAUGGUCCUAGGAACAAACAAAUGCUACAGGAAGUAAGCAAGAAAUACGACCCCGACGGACUUUUCCAGAGAGGUGUUCCUGGUGGGUUUAAACUGUUUAGAUGAUGCACUACCUGAACUUCAUUUUGGGAUACACAUGAGGAAACCGAGUUGUUAGGGGUAGCUCUCAGAAAAUA